Messenger RNA from Blepharisma stoltei, 456 nucleotides. The record is from the annotation of a GenBank genome assembly. NCBI's taxonomy places the organism in Eukaryota, Ciliophora, Heterotrichea, Heterotrichida, Blepharismidae.
AUGUUGACUGCGGAUCUUAAAUCUCUAAGACUUCCACUUAGAAGAUUUUUUACUGGGGGAAGUGAUCCUUGGUAUAACAAUACUCACUCUAGUCAGUUGCGUGUCAUGCAUACCAACCAAUGGCCUAUUCCUUACUAUAAAAGAUCAGGAGUCGUCCCAAGAACUCUAUAUCCAGAAAAUGAUUAUAAUGUUACUAUUCAAGGAAAUACUCAUACCAGUCCAGACGACUCUAAUGUGUUCUACACACAGAGAUUCCUUAAGCAAAGUAUGUGGGGAAGAGAAGUUCUUGAAGCAGUGAAUAAAAUGGGAUUAAAAGGUAGUCUCAAUACUCGCAUUGAGUCUCCUAUAAAUUCAGCCAAAAUCUAUAUGAAUGACUUGUUGAAGCACAUUGAUUACACCAAAAAGGAAAACGAAAGAAUCUUGAAGAAGAAUAAAUUUAGUGACGCUUUCAGUUAA